Messenger RNA from Plodia interpunctella (Indianmeal moth), 1262 nucleotides. RefSeq lists its product as uncharacterized. The coding region runs from base 70 to 927 and encodes 285 amino acids. The record is from RefSeq and is a predicted model, not a curated record. The transcript has 2 exons. Lineage: Eukaryota; Metazoa; Arthropoda; Insecta; Lepidoptera; Pyralidae. Gene Ontology annotation, cellular component: membrane.
ACGACGAACGAAAUGUUUACGGAGUAACUUUGGACUUCAAUCCCACCAGUGCAGUGUACCAGUGACAAAAUGUUUAAGAAAUAUGUGUGUAUUACCCUUACAGUGAUAUUGUGUUAUGUGCAUAUGACCAAAGGACUAAUAGAAAAUGGAAGUCUGCCUAAUGAACUGAAACCCACUGCAGAAAUAAAAAAUUCUUCAAGCGAAAGAACGGGAAGACUUCUUCAGAAAGAAUGUUCAAAUCUUUUAAGCUCAAAAUGCUUGAAAGUCCACAUUCUGUCUUUCAUAGAAGAAUUGAGCUCUCGCGAAGAGCUCGGCCUUUUACCAGGACUGAGCAUCAUAAAAGAAAAUCAGACGUCUUCGAGUCCAAGUCCUGAAGAAAUGGCUGCGGAAUUAUCGAGACAAUUCCCGGGGAAGCCUGAAGAGAAACUGAAUAGAUAUCUGUUGUACCGGUUGCAAGAUUACUUGGACGGUCAUUCGUUGAGAUACAAACUUUUGGAUCCUCAAACGACUAAAGACGCUUUAAACAUGGCUAAGGGUGAUAGGGAAUCUGUUGGAAGAAAAGGCGGCGGGGGUGGUGGUGGUUUAGGGGGAGGCAAAGGAGGCGGUGGUGCUUUAUUAGCCGCUGCUAUGAUGAUGAAAGGAGCUUUGGCGGCUGCAGCCCUUGGCGCUUUAGCCCUGCUUGCUGGGAAAGCUCUCAUGACUGCUCUGAUGUCACUGCUACUAUCUGCAUUGGUCGGACUGAAGGGUGGUGGCGGCCACAAGUCAACCACCUACGAGAUCAUCACAAAACCUGAAGUGUCCCAUCACCACUCUCACAGCCAUGAAGAACAUCAUGAGCAUGAACAUGGCCACCAUGGUGGUUACAGAAGAGCAUACGAUCCCAUAGGAUAUAACAGCUACAUGCCUUACGAUACAACUAGUAGUUAAAUUAUUAUGUUAAUUGCGUGUGACAUCCCUGGUGUUGCUAGCAUCUAUAGGCUGUAGGGACUACCUCCCAUCAGGUGGGCCCCAAGUUUUCACAGGCAUAUGCCUGUUUGCCUGCUUGUUAGUAUUAAACACUUGGUCGAUUUCUUUAAAACUUCUUCGCACAUAAUUGGUUGGACUAAACUCCAUAUAGUAUUCUCUACCUGUUAGAGAUUUCCGGAUGAUGCGAUAAAGUGCAUCUUACAAAUGAAGUUAAUCUUAAGACUAUUUAUUUUUAUGAUAAGUUAUUUAUUUCGCUUUUUAAUUAACUGUGACUAAUACAAUGCAUUUAGUCAUGA